CAACGACUCAUUCUCGUCGUCGUAUCAUGAGCAGCGUCUACGAGCCGCGCCUCCUCGAGCCGAUCCCGUUCAACCCGAGCUUGAACCACAUGCCGCUUUUAAGUGCCUAUGACCUCUGGGCACUCGUCGACUGCCACCUAGAGGACACGGACGACAGUGUGACGACGGACGAAGAAGACGGUCGCUUCAGCGUCGCUUCGACCCUCUCGACCGAGUUGGACGAGUCCAGUGGCCGGAAGCACUGCGCAGUCUUUGGCUGCUCGAGCCCGGUCCGAGCCCGCGGCUUUUGCAAACGCCACGGCGGCGCCCGCGUCUGCGGCGUUCCGACAUGUGCCAAAGAAGCGCAGAACGGCCAGUUCUGCAUCGGCCACGGCGGCGGCAAGUGCUGCAAGGUCACCGGCUGCUCGAACGCCGCGCAGUCCCAAGGACUCUGCAAAGCCCACGGCGGCGGCUCCCGCUGCAAGCACCUUGGCUGCGAACGCAGUAGCCAAGGCGGCGGGUUCUGCCGCUCCCACGGCGGCGGCAAGCGCUGCGACGUGCCCGGCUGCACGAAAGGCGCCCAACGCGGCACCAAAUGUGCCAAGCACGGCGGCUGCCGGUCGUGCACUCUGCCGGGCUGCACGCGCACCGACCGCGGCGGCGGCCUCUGUGAGAUCCACCGCAAGGACAAGACGUGCGUCAUCGAAGGCUGCAAGCGGCUCGGCAAAACCCUCGGCAUGUGCACACCGCACGUGCGCGAGCACCGCCAUAGCGGGCUCCAAGCGCUUUUGUCGUAAAUCGUAUUCGCUAAGUGUAAACGUAUAUUUAAUGUAAUCUUGCAUCCAAUGAGC
Molecule: messenger RNA, 830 nt
Organism: Saprolegnia diclina VS20
Lineage: Eukaryota; Oomycota; Saprolegniomycetes; Saprolegniales; Saprolegniaceae
Exons: 1
Coding region: 27-776 (249 amino acids)
Source: RefSeq, a predicted model, not a curated record